Plasmodium yoelii is the source of this 1713-nucleotide messenger RNA. RefSeq lists its product as uncharacterized. The record is from RefSeq and is a predicted model, not a curated record. Lineage: Eukaryota; Apicomplexa; Aconoidasida; Haemosporida; Plasmodiidae. Gene Ontology annotation, molecular function: ATP binding; cyclin-dependent protein serine/threonine kinase activity. The transcript has a single exon. The coding region runs from base 1 to 1713 and encodes 570 amino acids. Gene Ontology annotation, cellular component: nucleus. Gene Ontology annotation, biological process: regulation of mitotic cell cycle; protein phosphorylation.
AUGGAAAGAAAUAUAAAACGAAAGAAACUUUGGGAUAAUGAUAACAAUUCUUUAAAAAAUAAUGAAGAAACAUAUAGACACUCAAAUAAUUCUGAUGAAAAAAAAAAGUUAGAAAUAAGACAUACCAAAAUAAAUAAAUAUUGUGAUAAAAGAAAAUAUAAAAAUUCACCAGAAUUUUAUCAUAUACACAAUGAAAAAAAAGAAUAUAAUGUCAAAAUGUCAUCUCAUCAUUUUAGUAAACCCAAUAAUGAAAAUAUUAUUGAAGGAUAUUCCAAAAAAAAUGAUGAAAAAAAAAAAAAAAUAUACUCAGAUAAUUAUAAAAGUCGUUUUUCUAAUUCCCUUGAAAAAACGAUAAACUAUAAACGUCCUAAGUAUGCAGAUCAUAAAAACGAAUUACAACACAGUUCUGAUAUUGGAAAUAAAAAUGAAAAACUCACCAAAGAUAGUGUUGGAAAUAAAAAUGAAGAAAAUGCAUCAGAAAGUAAAAACAAAACCACUGAAAGUAGUAGUGUUAAAGAAGAAACGUGUGAUGAGAAUGUUAGUGAUGAGAAUGUUAGUGAUGAGAAUGAUAGUGAUGAGAAUGAUAGUGAUGAGAAUGAUAGUGAUGAGAAUGAUAUUGAUGAAAAGGACCAAAUUGAUUGCAUAUUAAAUGGAUGUCGAAGCAUUAAAAAUUAUAAAAAAUUAAAUAAAAUAAGUGAAGGGACAUAUGGAACAGUAUUUAGAGCUAAAAAUAAAAAAACCAAAAAAAUUAUUGCUUUGAAACAACUAAAAAAUUUCUCAAAUAUCCGACAUGAAGGUUUUGCAAUUACAUCGUUAAGAGAAAUUAAUAUUUUGUUACAACUCAAUCAUGAAAAUAUUUUGUCUAUUAAAGAGGUUAUAGUAGGGAAACAUUUAAAUGAUAUAUAUUUAGUUAUGGAAUAUAUUGAACAUGAAUUAAAAAUGCUACUAGAUAAUAAAUCACCAAGUUUUACUAUUUCUGAAUUGAAAUGCUUAUUAAAGCAGCUAUUAAAUGGUGUUAAUUAUUUGCACACAAAUUGGGUUAUGCACCGAGAUUUAAAACCAACAAAUUUAUUAUAUAGUAAUAAAGGUAUUUUAAAAAUAUGUGAUUUUGGUAUGGCUAGAAAAUUUAGUCAUAUUGAUAAUCCUAAUCUUACAAAAAAUAUAGUAACUUUAUGGUAUAGAGCUCCUGAAUUAUUAUUAGGAGAAAAAUGUUAUACAAAUAAAAUUGAUAUGUGGAGUAUAGGUUGUAUAUUUGCAGAAAUGAUAUUAAAAAAACCUUUAUUUUUAGGUGAAAAUGAAGUUGACCAAAUGUGGAAAAUAUUAAAUUUGUUAGGAUUACCUGAUAAAGAAACAUAUCCAAAAUUUUAUGAAUACCCUUUUAUAUCAAAAAAUAAAGAUUUAUUUAAAAAAAAAAAAAUUAAAAUGAAUGUUAAUAAUAUUCGAUCUCAUUUUCCUAACAUAGCUAGCCAAUUUUCAGGAUUAUAUUUAUCAGAUAUUGGUUUAGAUUUGUUAAAAAAAUUAUUACAUUUUAAUCCACAAGACAGAAUGUCAGCUUCCGAUGCAUUAAAACAUCCUUAUUUUAACGAAUUUCCCAAACCAUUGGAAAUAAGUGAUAUGCCAAUUAUACCUGAUUCGAAUAAAGUUAUUAGAUCAAAUAAAUUGUCGAAUCAAUAUAAUUUUAUUAAUCAAAAUACAAUUAUGUUUCGUUCAUAA